GCUUCGCGGACAAACCAAAACAAACCUGACGUCAUAUUUGUAUUUUUCCUCUGCUUAUGUAGCAUUAUUUUUCGUGUUUAAAGGCAAAUAUAUCCAAAAUAUGGCUGCAGAUUCACCGAAAAGAAGUAUAAAAUCAACUUACAACGUUAUUAGACCACAGGCUUUUAGUGAAAAGAGUGUGAUGGAGAGUGUUGUGGAUUUCAUCUCAGACGUAGUACCACAGGCAUACACGGGAAACACAAAGGCUGAGGACAAGGAGAGAAUUCAGUGGGUUCAGUUUGCCCAAUCUGAUAUCAAUGAUGUGUCCUCGAAUCCAGAUCUGAACACAAACGAGAGCAAAGGAGUGCCAUUAUUGCUGAUACUGGGAUAUGGAAAUGGAGUACAAGUGUGGAGUAUAGCGACCAAUGGGGAAGCACAGGAAGUGUUGUCACUGAGGCAAGGACCAAUCAGAAUCUUCAAAGUUUUGCCAACCCCAACACAAGUUUUUGAGGAUCCUGAUCAGUUCCAUUAUAAGAGACCACUGGCUGUUCUCUGUGACAGUACCAGUGCUGGACAGCCCUACUGUUCAGUGAAGUUCAUUUCCCUAAGGACGGGGGAUGAGGUUCACAACAUCAGUUUUAAAACUCACCCUGUGAUAAACAUAGAGGGCAAUAAGAGAGUGGUUGUGGUGGUGUUCCAAGAGAAGCUGAGUGUGUAUGAUGCCUGUUCACUGAGACAGCUGUUCUGGGUCAUGAACUGUUUCCCUAACACUGGCCCUAAUAUUAACCCUAUUGCUCUGGGUACGAGGUGGUUAGCCUAUGCAGAUAAAAGGCUUGUUCCCAUGCACCAGUCCUGUGGGGGUAUGUCAGGAGAUGGGUCCCAGUCUUAUGCUGCCACGGUCAUCAGUGCUGCUAAGGGAGCAUUUAAGGGUCUGACCCUGUUUGGAGAAGCUAUGGUUCACAGUGUAACAGGAACAAAGCCUGCCCCCACCCCUAAGAAGGCUGACUCUCCACCCCUGGACAACGGUCAUCGUCCAGGCAUUGUGUCCAUCAUUGACACACAGACAAUCAACAUCGAUCAUUUCAGUGUGAGUGAAGACAAUGAAGCUGACGGACUGAUCGCUCAUUUCCACGCCCACGCUAACGAGCCUGUGUCCUGUUUGACCUUUGACUCCUCUGGUACAUUGCUCCUGACAGCGUGUAAACUAGGGCAUAACUUUCAUGUGUUCAGAAUCAUGGCACAUCCAUGUGCAUCAUCACUGGGGGCAAUUCAUCACCUAUAUACACUACACAGAGGGGAGACAACUGCCAAGGUGAUUGACAUGUGUUUUAGCCAUGACAGCAGAUGGGUGACAGUCAGUUCUCACCGAGGAACAACUCAUCUUUUCCCCAUUACACCAUAUGGAGGACAAGUGAAUACCAGAACACACUGUAGUGCACGGAUUGUAAAUCGAGCGAGUCGAUUCCAUAAGAGUGCCGGUCUGGAUGAUAUGGAUCAUGGUGCUGGUAGGAAUAGCCCUGUACUCAAUGCCUCAGGAAGCCCAACAUCAGCAGGUCAAUAUGACAAUUACCCGAGUUUACUGAGACACAAUGCCCUCAACAACAGUAUAGGGAACCCCAGACUUCCUCCCUAUCCCCACCCCAUCACUGUGUACCCUCUGGCUCAGAUCAAGCAGCCCUUGAUGAUGGGGCGGGGCAGUAGUAAGACGGGCAGCCCCUCACAUACGGGGUCAGACAACUGGAUCCUGGUCACAGCCUGUUUUUCUACCCCCAGGGUGUGGGUCGGAGGAAGUCCCAGCCUCUCUGUAGACAGGAGAGAAGGUAAGAGAGCAGCAGAUUCCCUCUUUCUUAUGAGUCAGACGGGUACUCUAGUGGAGUAUGUCCUUGACCCUAAAUCCAAACAAGUAACAGAGAAAGUAACAGAUGGAACUCCUCUGGAUUUAUCCAUUACUGGUUAUAUGCAGUGGCACCUACAGCGGUCAAAGACCUCUGAGGAAGUCAGGCCCCCUCUAGUCAUCAAUAACCCCCUUAUUCUGGCCUCUGAUGCUGUCAUGUCACAAAGACCAUCCUCAUACUCAGAUGACAGUGAUCUGCUUCCUGUGACCAGACAAGACUCCAGGGACAGCUUACCGACAGAACAGGAAAAUAGAGUGGUGGAUCAACAGGAGUGGCUUUCUCAAGUGGAGAUCAUUACCCACGUGGGACCACACCGCCGCCUCUGGAUGGGGCCGCAGUUCUCCUUUAAGACAUACCAGAACGUCCAGAACACAACUGUCCUGUCCUCCCAGUCCUCAGCCCUACUGUCACAGAGUCCAGAGGUCAACCUGUCCAACAUGGACGUCACCUCAGACGAGGUCGACCUCGAAAGCCUCAAAAUCCAGCCAGUGAGAUCUAGUCCUGUUGCCAUGCCCAAUGCUCGCCCUGCCUACAGACGAACAGGAAGUGACAUCACCUCAUCUCCUGGAAAAGGACCUUCACCUUUACUCAUAGAAGCAGGUAGUUUUGAUCAGUCUCCAAACCUUUGUGAUGUCUACAGCAGUUGGGCCGAGUCCACAGUUGCUAAGCAGCCUAGAGGAAGUGUAGAGUUAGAUGAGAAAAUGAAAGAGACUCUAGCUGAGGCCAUGUUAGAGUCCCCAAUGAAGGAGGGGGGUCCCUCAUCUGUAUCACAUGAUGCCUUUAUUGGUAGUAACGAGAACCUUAGUACGUCCUCUGGCUCCAGUAUUGGGCUGACACGGGAACACGUCAUUGACCCUAUGUUCAGCACCAGCAACGAGUCACCUGACUCCAGCUGACGUCAGGGGGAACCGGAAGUUCAAUCCAGUGGAUUGUAAUGUUGUGUCAUUAACUCCGUGAUUAAAUGUUUAAAUUUUAAAAUAUAUAAAUUAUAUAUACACUUUCUUGAUAAUUUAUCAAAUUCAAUGACAAUUGAAUGUGAAAAAGUUUUAAAGUAUAUUAUGGAUAAAAAGAUGAAUUUAGACGUUGAAAAAUAUGUGAAAUUCAUCAAAACUGCAUGCAUUGACACAUUCUGUAUUUUAUUGUGAUAUUGUACAUCUAUACAUAUUGGUUAUGAAAAUGAUUCACUGGUUUUGCAUUGUUGGAAUAAUUUAUACAUGUAAUACAAUUAUAUGGUUGUUAUUUUAAAAUGUAUUUUUCUCAAAUUUAACAUUCGAUAUGCUUAAUAAAUGAAAUAUCCAA
Molecule: messenger RNA, 3173 nt
Organism: Saccostrea cuccullata (small rock oyster)
Lineage: Eukaryota; Metazoa; Mollusca; Bivalvia; Ostreida; Ostreidae
Product: BCAS3 microtubule associated cell migration factor-like
Exons: 22
Coding region: 101-2770 (889 amino acids)
Biological process (GO): response to starvation; autophagy
Cellular component (GO): cytoplasm
Molecular function (GO): protein binding
Source: RefSeq, a predicted model, not a curated record